Messenger RNA from Homarus americanus (American lobster), 1137 nucleotides. RefSeq lists its product as uncharacterized. The transcript has 2 exons. Bases 1 to 1137 code for a protein of 378 amino acids. NCBI's taxonomy places the organism in Eukaryota, Metazoa, Arthropoda, Malacostraca, Decapoda, Nephropidae. The record is from RefSeq and is a predicted model, not a curated record.
AUGGCUGUACAAGUGGGGCUGUACAAGUGGGAGCUGUACAAGUGGGGCUGUACAAGUGGGAGCUGUACAAUGACAGCAUUCCUCCACUGUCAGCAUUCCCACCAGUGUCAGCAUUCCCCAGUGUCAGCAAUUCCCCAGUGUCAGCAUUCCCCAGUGUCAGCAUUCCCCAGUGUCAGCAUUCCCCAGUGUCAGCAUUCCCCAGUGUCAGCAUCCCCAGUGACAGCAUUCACCAGUGUCAGCAUUCCCCAGUGUCAGCAAUUCCCCAGUGACAGCAUUCCCCAGUGUCAGCAUCCCCCAGUGACAGCAUUCCACCAGUGUCAGCAUUCCCCCAGUGUCAGCAUUCCCCAGUGUCAGCAUUCCCCAGUGUCAGCAUUCCCCAGUGUCAGCAUUCCCCAGUGUCAGCAUUCCCCAGUGUCAGCAUCCCCAGUGACAGCAUUCCUCCACUGUCAGCAUUCCACCAGUGUCAGCAUUCCCCAGUGUCAGCAUUCCCCAGUGUCAGCAUUCCCCAGUGUCAGCAUUCCCCAGUGUCAGCAUUCCCCAGUGUCAGCAUCCCCCAGUGACAGCAUUCCACCAGUGUCAGCAUUCCACCAGUGUCAGCAUUCCCCAGUGUCAGCAAUUCCCCAGUGUCAGCAUUCCCAGUGUCAGCAUUCCCCAGUGUCAGCAUUCCCCCGUCAGCAUUCCCCAGUGACAGCAUUCCCCAGUGUCAGCAUUCCCCAGUGUCAGCAUUCCCCAGUGACAGCAUCCCCAGUGUCAGCAUUCCCCAGUGUCAGCAUUCCCCAGUGUCAGCAUUCCCCAGUGUCAGCAUUCCCCAGUGUCAGCAUUCCCCAGUGUCAGCAUUCCCCAGUGUCAGCAUUCCCCAGUGUCAGCAUCCCCAGUGACAGCAUUCCACCAGUGUCAGCAUUCCACCAGUGUCAGCAUUCCCCCAGUGUCAGCAAUUCCCCCAGUGUCAGCAUUCCCCAGUGUCAGCAUUCCCCCAGUGUCAGCAUUCCCCCAGUGACAGCAUUCCCCAGUGUCAGCAUUUCCCCCAGUGACAGCAUCCCCCCACUGUCAGCAUUCCUCCAGUGUCAGCAUCUUCCCCACACUUCCAUAAUUAUGCAAUCAGCCAAACGUCAGUCAGGCAAGAGUCAGCAGGAGUGA